Molecule: messenger RNA, 1404 nt
Organism: Trichomonas vaginalis G3
Lineage: Eukaryota; Parabasalia; Trichomonadida; Trichomonadidae
Product: protein serine/threonine kinase protein
Exons: 1
Coding region: 1-1404 (467 amino acids)
Biological process (GO): autophagosome organization; autophagy; peptidyl-serine phosphorylation
Cellular component (GO): autophagosome; cytoplasm
Molecular function (GO): protein serine/threonine kinase activity; ATP binding
Source: RefSeq, a predicted model, not a curated record
AUGAUAAUAAAUGGGAAAAUCAAGAUUGGCGAAGAACUUGGCAGAGGUUCUUUUGCGACGGUGUACAAGUCCACAAUAGUGGGAAAUUAUCCACCAUUGCAAAUUGGUGAUGUUGUCGCUGUUAAAUCGAUUUCAACAAACAAAUUUUCAACUCCUGAAGAAAGAGAGAAAUUAGAAAAUGAAAUUAAUCUCAUGAAAAAGCUAUCGCACACAAAUAUUGUAAAAUUAUAUGGUGUUGAAAGAACUUCUUCGACUUAUUUUUUAGUUAUGGAAUAUUGCGAGACUGGUGACUUGCAUUUCUUCUUGAAAAAGUUUGGUCUUGGAAUAUCACCUGAAAUGCUUUACAAUUUCAUUCAACAAAUAGGAAAUGGUUUACAAUAUUUGAAAUCUCAAGAAAUUAUUCAUCGUGACUUGAAACCACAAAAUAUUAUGAUCAAAGGUCAGUGGCCUGAUAUUACUUUAAAGCUUGCGGACUUUGGUUUUGCAAGAUUUCUUCAUGAUAACGAUAUGGCUGAAACAAUUUGCGGUUCACCAAUAUACAUGGCUCCAGAAAUACAAUUUAAUUCACCUUACACGUCAGCUGUUGACAUGUGGAGCUUAGGCGUCAUAAUUUACGAAAUGAUUGUGUCACAACCUCCAUUUCCGAACUGCAAAUCACCGUUUGAAUUAACAAAUGAGAUCAAAAAACUCGGUUCCCGUCCAAUUGAGGUUCCAAAAAGCAUUUCUUGUCCGGAUUUACUUCGAGAUUUAGUUUCUAAGCUUUUGACAGUAGAUCCAACAAGGAGAAUGACAUUAAAAGAAUUUGUUGAGCAUCAGUACUUCAAAUCUCCUCCAAAAUCUUCAUUAGAAAAUACAUCAGGUCGAAAGAAGAAAUUUUCUUUUUCAAACAUCAUUACUCUUGAUAAAAAUGAAGGACCUGAUAAGAUUUUGUCACUUGUUAAGGAAUCCGCUGAUUCAAUUGAAGCAUUAUUCACAGAUUGCCAAGAUAUAGGCGAUUCAGUUCUUUUUGACUUACUUACUACAAUGUGCGAAUUUUUGGUCGAUAUUUUAUACGAAUGCCGAGCAAUAGGAAGCUGUCAGUACGAAGAUCAGAUUAUUCAGCAAAUUGAAGGGUACAAAGAUGAAGCUGAUGAGCUUUCCCAGACUGAGAUGGAGCCUCCUUCGAUAUCUGCUUUGAAAUUUUUGUUUGAUAAAGGAAUGGAAUACGCAAUGACAGGAGUUAAAGCGGAACAAGACGGAAAUAUGUCCUUUGCAAAGUUUAAGUACCAAAAGUCACUCUAUAUUUUGUGUCCUUUGGUCUUUUUGAUAGGAAGAGAUGAAGAAAUUUUCAAAGUUCGUAUUUUAUACGAUCAGUUGAUGUUUAGAUUAAGUAUUCCUUCGCCUGAAGAAAAUUUGACUAUUUAA